Cucurbitaria berberidis CBS 394.84 is the source of this 1814-nucleotide messenger RNA. Its product is annotated as amidase. NCBI's taxonomy places the organism in Eukaryota, Fungi, Ascomycota, Dothideomycetes, Pleosporales, Cucurbitariaceae. The transcript has 4 exons. The coding region runs from base 70 to 1671 and encodes 533 amino acids. The record is from RefSeq and is a predicted model, not a curated record.
GAAAUUUCACAUUGUCAUCAACUAUUCUAGCUCCUUUAUCAACUCAUUCUGGGAGCGGAAGAAAUCAAGAUGUCGGAAGUUCUCAAGGAUUAUCAGAUCAUUUCUGCCGAAAAAAAUAUGCAGCGCCAUAGCAAAAUCCCUAAAGAGUGGCUUCUUCCUAAGAGCCACCAUGGAGCCACCAACUUCAUGGACGUACCGUCGACCUGCGGGGUCUUGAGCGAUGUGGAGCAUAACAUCACCUCCAAUUUUGACGCCACGGCGCUGUUGGAGAAGCUCAAAGGCGGCGAAUGGUCUGCGGAGCAGGUUACGGUCGCCUUUUGCAAAAGGGCUGCCAUUGCUCAUCAGCUGACCAACUGCCUAACGGAGAUAUUUUUCGACAAAGCAAUCGAGCGAGCCCGUGAGCUUGACCAUGAGCGACAAAUCAGUCCUAGUAAAGCGCUCCGGCCUCUCAAUGGUAUUCCUGUCUCGCUCAAGGAUAGCUUCCAAGUAUCGGGAUACGACACAUCAACCGGAUUGGCAUGCUUCGUCAACGAGCCCGCAAAAGAAGACAGUGGAACUGCAGCAAUGCUACUUGAUCUGGGCGCUGUACUAUACUGCAAAACCAAUCUCCCUCAGUCGAUCAUGACCGGUGACAGCGACAACGUUUUCGGCAGGACAUUGAAUCCUCGCAAUACUGCAUUGACGGCUGGUGGGAGCACAGGUGGCGAAGGCGCUCUUCUCGCCCUCCGAGGGAGUGUUCUCGGCGUUGGCACAGACAUUGGCGGAAGUAUUCGCGUCCCUUCAGUCUGUAACGGAAUCUACGGAUUCAGACCAAGUGUGGGCAUAGUACCGCAUGGUGGCGUAAGAGAUCUGACUACUCCCGGGACGGAUGGGGUGCGCUCGACUGUUGGGCCCAUGGCAACUUCGCUCCGAGACAUAGUUCUGUUCCUGAAAACUACAAUGCAGGCGGAGACUUGGCGAUACGACAGCGCUGUCAUAUCGGUGCCAUGGACGAAUCUACCACCUAAAGAUAAAGUCCGAAUCGGCCUGUUACUCGAUGACGGAAUGUACACCCCUUCACCACCGGUCCGGCGUGGCUUGAAAAAAACUGCAGAUCUUCUCCAGAAGAGCGACAAUAUUGAUAUCUUCCCCAUUACUUUACCAAACGUCAAAGAGCACUAUGGCGACCUGAUCAAGUACUUCACCCUGUUAGGAGCCGAAAAUUACUCUGAACUCUUCGCUCGUACAGGCGAGCCGGAGGUCCCCUCCCUCAAAGCUCUUGGCCUUCUCUCCAUGACAGGCACCAACCUGCGCGGUUUCUUUGAUCUCAACGUGCGCCGUCAAGCCGCAGCGCGACAGUACCUACAGCUCUUCCGCAGCACCGGUAUCGAUGCGAUACUUAUGCCGCCGGCACCGCACACAGCCCUCCCUCUCGACAAAUGGACCACAGCCUCCUACACCGGCCUGUGGAACUAUCUCGAUUACCCGGCAGUCGUCAUCCCUGUUGACACAGUGCGCGAGUCCGACCUCGCUGAUGAUGUUAGCAAUGCUGUAUACGGCGCCGAAGAUGCUCGCAUGUACAGUCUUUAUACUGGACCUGAGCUCUACAACGAUGCUCCGAUCGGCGUUCAGUUAGUUGGGUAUCGCUAUGCAGACGAAGCGUUGAUGCAUACAGCUUCCAUGGUCGAUUAAAUCAUCAUGGCGCAGAAUGAAUACAGGGAGCGAAGAUGCUCAGAUGAAAAUUUAUUUCCUGGAUAAAGGGGCUUUCCGCUACAAGGGGUAGGGGCAUACUACAUAGAUUAGACCUUACUUAUGCUUCACGCCGACUAAGACGC